Molecule: messenger RNA, 624 nt
Organism: Diospyros lotus (date-plum)
Lineage: Eukaryota; Viridiplantae; Streptophyta; Magnoliopsida; Ericales; Ebenaceae
Exons: 1
Coding region: 1-624 (207 amino acids)
Molecular function (GO): DNA binding
Source: RefSeq, a predicted model, not a curated record
AUGUCGGAUGGGACUCGAAGUACAGGAGCAUCGUCUGAUGCAGCUUCGGUUUUUAAAAGGAAAUCCAAUGAUAUUGGAUGGGAGUAUGGAAUGUUAAUUGAUCCGAAGAAUAUGGAUAAAGUUAAAUGUAAGUUGUGUGGUAAAAUUAUGUCUGGCGGAGUUUACAGAAUAAAAGAACACAUAGGUAAUAUUUCUGGAAAUGUUUCUGCAUGUCCAAAAUCUUCUCUGGAUGAUCAAGCUAAAUGCAAGAAUGCUAUUGCCGAGGCAAAGAGUAAGAAGAAGAAUAAAAAGAAGGAGGAAGAUUUUAUGAGAUCUUCUGUUAAUAUUUCUGAAGGGGGGGAUGAUGAAGAUGAAUUGAAAGAGUUAGGUAGCAAAAAAACGCCUCAUACUCUUGGCCCUAUGGAUAAGUUUGCAACCUCCAUCAGUCCUGAAACUUAUUUGACGAAAAGGCAACAAAAUAUCAAUGAAGCACUCUUCAAAGAAAGAACACAGACUGUUCGUGAGUAUUGUGUUAGAUGGGUGUAUGAAGCUAGUAUUCCUUUCAAUGCGAUAAAUCAUGAUAGCUUCAAAUUGUUUGUUGAGGCAGUUGGUCAAUUUGGCCCGAGCUUCAAACUUCCUAGUUAA